UAAUAUUUGACUUAUAAUAAAAUUUCACAAAUUGGAAUUAUGAUUUGUUGGGGUGAUCGUAGGAAUUGUGGCGUGCUACUUCUAGAAGAUGACGAAGGCACUACCGAGCGCUGUCGGUGCAUUCGCGAUGAGUGUAUAGACGAUCUCCCACUUGAUAAGAGACAAAGGCCAAAGGAAACCGAAUUUAAGAAAGUCCUUAGAAACUUGGACAACAGAACGACGAAAGACUUACGGCAGCUUAAUGAUAUUUUAGCUAUUAAAUCGGUUUGCAAAGGCGCAGACUAUGGCGAGCAACGAAAAAUAGCCAUCGAAACUAUAGAAAAAACCCUGCAAGCUCUUGAUUUUGAAGUGGAAGUUGUUGAAAUAGGCUCAGAUGUGGACAAAGGAGCAGAUAGGCAUUUUGUCAUCUUCGCCGACUAUUUUUCGACGCCUAUUAAAAAUACGAUACUGGUCUACGGCAAUGUCGACGUGAUGCCAAUAACUGAGCGCGAAGCAAAAAAGUGGAUACAUGAUCCCUAUAAACUGACACAAAAGAUGGGGACUUUAUACGGGCACGGAGUGGCAACGUCCAAGGGUCCUAUACUUUGUUGGAUACAAGCAGUGUCGGCUUGGAUGGAGGAGACGCGCGACUUGCCUGUGAACUUUCGCUUCAUCAUCGAUACGAACCACAACAAUGGCUGCAGUGGUCUAACCGCACUAUUCGAUGAGCGACCGGACUUCUUUCUGCCCGUGGAUUUGGUGAUUUGCUGCACAAACCAUUGGAUUUCGGAGCACAUGGCUUUGAUUUCCACCAGCCACAGCGGUUACAUUCAUUUCUCGCUGGAGGUCAUGGAGGAUCCAACUAAAGAAGGGGGACGCGAACCACUUGCCGAUUUGAGUUUGCUCUUAAACUCGCUGGUGGAUGAGAAAAAUAAUAUACGUGUGCCGAACAUAGAUCGCCACGUGCGACCCUUAACUCACUCCGAUUAUAUUAUACUGACCAAAACGGAAUAUGGCAUAAGUGAACACAAAACCAAUAUGGGCGCCUCCAGACUGCCGCAUGACAGCUGUAAGGCCGAAAUGCUGAAGCACAUGUGGUGCAAACCAAGUCUCAGCAUAAACAGCGUCGAUGCCAAGUUUUGCAAUAGCUCCCGGGAUCUUUACUACCCCAAGAAAGCGACGGCUACUUUCACCAUCAAAAUAAUCCCCGAUCAGAGUAUUGAUUACAUCUUCUACCAAGUAAGUGAAUAUCUCAAUGAUGUUUACAAAAAGAAUUGCUGCAAAUCCAUCGCGAAUCUUCGCGUCGUCGAGAAGCUACAUCCGCUGCAUGAGCCUCGACAUUCCCCUGUCGAUCUGGCCGCGAAAGAUGCCUUCAACCGUGUUUAUGGACGCGAAACGGCGCACUCCGAAAAUAUCUGCAUCUGCAUCCCCAUCCUAAAUAAGUUACGAAGAUAUUGCAGUAAGGACUCCCAUGCACUGCCAUUGCCUUUUUGCUCGACCCACACUCGACCCAAUCGGCCAAACGAGUCCAUUCCGGAGGUGAUGUAUGUAAAGAACCGCCUUCUUUUUGCAACUCUCAUGUACGAAGUGGGCCAAAUACCCGCCUUUUGCAAAUGUCGUCGAAUUCGGAACUAUUGCAGACUGCACGGCAAGACAAAGGAAGUCGAUUACACCCGUGUGGUCGACGUCCGCAAGCAACUCAACACCUACCUUGUCAAUGAAUAUGAGCAAAACAGGAUCGUUCAGUUCAAGGACUCUGAUGUGCCCACUGCCCGCGACACUCUACUCCAAGGUAUCUCGAAAGAACUGGAUUAAACCAGGAAUGGAUCUAUCAAGUCAUUUAAAAAACGGAUCUUACUAUACUUCAAACGCACAUGUACAGAGUAUUUAAAAGUCGAGACACCCGACGUGUGCUUCUCCACUUGUUCAAAAUUGACCGAUUGGAUGAAAUUUAAAAUAAAAGAAAGAACUUAUACAUAUGUAUAUUAAUUAUGAGCAUUUUCAAAGGAUCGGUAGCUUUGGAAUUGUGUUUCCUGGGAAUUACGAGAGUCUACUUACCAAAGUCAACCAAC
This is a messenger RNA of Scaptodrosophila lebanonensis, 2051 nucleotides long. Its product is annotated as cytosolic non-specific dipeptidase-like. The transcript is spliced from 2 exons. Gene Ontology annotation, molecular function: peptidase activity. Lineage: Eukaryota; Metazoa; Arthropoda; Insecta; Diptera; Drosophilidae. The record is from RefSeq and is a predicted model, not a curated record. The coding region runs from base 40 to 1794 and encodes 584 amino acids. Gene Ontology annotation, biological process: proteolysis.